GGGGAAACCCAAUUGGGAGGCAGUCUUGAGUCAUGUUUAUCGCGAUUCGUUAAAAUUCACUCCCACCGGGAAGAUCGAGUCAGUUUGCAAGAAAUUCCUGCACGGUGCCAAGCGAUAUCAGCAACCACAGUUCACAAAUCACCUGUCAUUAGCAACGUCUAACAUGUAUGGGACUGGAAGUUAUUUGGGACUCCUGCUAAUUCUAUGUCUUUCGUAUAAGGUGACAGGGCAACAGCAAUCGGAUUACUAUGUAGGAGCGGUGGUAGAAUUCUCACCGAAUUACUUUAGAGGUGAUGCUUUGGCAACUCUGGGAAACAAUACCAAAUCUUAUGUAGAAUACAUAGAAAAAGCCAAGCAACAGAAUGCUGAUAUUGUCGUAUUCCCGGAAGAUGGGUUGACGUCGACACGGAUGCCGACUGUAUCCCAAAUGGAUGCUUGGUCAACGAUAGUACCUGCAGUUGAGGACGAAUACGUCCCGUGCACGGGAAAUUUGAUGGGUGUUAGCGAAACGUUAAAGAACAUAUCGUGCGCCGCGAAACACAACAGCAUUUACGUGUUAAUAAAUAUCGCCGAGAAGGAACGUUGCAACUCUACCGAUGAAACGAUUUACCACAACACCAACGUGGCGUUCGACCGUACGGGGAAAAUAAUUGCCAGGUACCGCAAAGUGAAUCUCUACAUGGAGCCACGAUUUCGCCCCACCAAGAUACCGGAAAUCGUUACCUUCGACACUGACUUCGGAGUGAGAUUCGGCACAUUCAUAUGCUUCGAUAUAUUAUUCUGGAUUCCGGGUUUGAAUAUGACAAGGACGGCAGGAGUUACGGAUUUCCUCUACCCGACCGCUUGGUUCUCCGAAGCGCCAUUUUUGACGGCCGUUCAAGCUCAAUUCGGUUGGUCCUAUGCCGAGGACGUCAACCUGUUAGCGGCUGGGUAUAGUAAUCCAGCUUCCGGGAGCACAGGAAGCGGUAUUUAUUUAGGUCGUGAUGGAAUAGCCAACGCGACGUUCUCUAGUCAUCCUAAACAUCGACUCUUAGUCUCCCGUAUUCCAAAGAAGGAAUUGAAGAAACCCCGAUCGGAGAUAAUACAGGAACGUUCCUCCGAUUUAACGAGAUACACGCUUGAGAUGACAGGGGAUGUUGUGGACGGAGUAUAUCUUUUGCACGACAAUGUCACGUUAUUCAAACAUAUUCCUGUGGAACCGUUGAUGACACAAACAUCCCUUUGUCACGAUGGUUUCUGUUGCCACUUCGACAUUCGCGCGAACAUUGUCAAGUCAUCGAUAAACUAUCAUGCCGUGGUUUACAAUGGAAUUCGUCGCUACGGUCGGGAAGUAGAAGCGGGCAUUCGCGUGUGCGCGGUGAUACAAUGCUCCGACGAAGCGGGCAUUUCCUGCGUUUCCGUUAGUCGAUCGGACACUGUGUUUAACGAAUUGAAAAUCACGACGACCGUCGACGACUACGAACAGGUCCUGGCGAUGCCAAGUACAUUGAACGCCUCCAUGCUUCCGUUCGAAGAAUGGAAGUACACUAACCGUCUGGGUACAACUGGAACAAACCUGACGCUAGAGCUAAGCCAAUCGGCCAAAGAUCUCGUCACAUUUGGAUUAUACAUCAGAAACUUUGACAGAGAUUCGUGGCUUUCUAAAACCAUGGAAACUGCACCUACUGUUACCGGUGCCGGAAGUUUGUCCAACCCUUCCAUAAUCAAUGUUUCGUUUUUCUCAAUGUUUCUUAUCUUUUCUUUAUUUGCUCUCUAAGCUCCGACUUCAUUCAAACCGACACUAAUUUGUCGCGCGAUUCGUUUGCGCGAAACAUAAAAAUAUUAUUUAGACAUUUGUUCGCGUUCUUUUUUUUUUGCGUCAUACGGCCAAAGAAUGGAAGAUCGACGAAAAAUGUCGCUCGUCAAAAUGUCAAUUCGAAUAUUUGGGAACUGGUUGAACGCAAAUCUCGUUUGCUUAAAGAAUCGGUACGCGCAUACCGACUUACCGGAACCGGAUUUUGAAGAAUAUCGCCGGAAAAAUAUCCAAGAACCGAAUG
Molecule: messenger RNA, 2036 nt
Organism: Colletes gigas
Lineage: Eukaryota; Metazoa; Arthropoda; Insecta; Hymenoptera; Colletidae
Product: vanin-like protein 1
Exons: 8
Coding region: 164-1756 (530 amino acids)
Molecular function (GO): hydrolase activity, acting on carbon-nitrogen (but not peptide) bonds, in linear amides
Source: RefSeq, a predicted model, not a curated record